UUAAUCCUCAAUUUGAGUGCCCAAACCGACAUACACUUCACAUGGCUGCCCCAACAAGUUUCCUGAUGCUUUAUUUUGUGUGCGAGCUUAGCAUUGCCUUGGCAGCAACUCCCAACAUUACCACAGAUCAAUCUGCUCUUCUUGCCUUGAAAGCUCAUAUUUCUUUUGAUCCCCAAAAUCAUUUGACAAAAAACUGGUCCACUAAUACUUCCGUUUGCAAUUGGAAAGGUGUCGUCUGUGGUUCUAGGCAUAACCGAGUCAUGGUCUUAAACCUUUCUUUCAUGGGCCUUGUAGGUACCAUUCCUCCUCAUAUCGGAAACCUUUCAUUUCUUGUGAGCCUAAGCAUGGAAAACAAUAGUUUUCAUGGCUCAAUCCCAAUUGAGUUGUCUCAUCUUACUCGGUUGAAAUUCUUUGACUUUAGAUACAAUGAAUUCAAUGGAGCAAUUCCAUCACAGAUGGGAUCGCUAACUAAACUUAGAACAUUGUAUCUUAACAGAAACAAUUUCAUAGGUACUAUUCCACCAUCUUUGUCUAACAUAACUACAUUGCAAGCUAUUAGUCUUGGAUACAAUCAGCUUUCAGGUACCAUACCUUCCUCUAUCUUCAAGAUAUCUUCCUUGCAAGAAAUUUAUCUUGGAGUGAACAAGCUUUCAGGACCAAUGCCCUCCAUUUUCUUCAACAUAACUUCACUACAAAUCAUUGAACUCAGCUACAAUAUGCUAUAUGGUGGACUAUCUACACAUAUGUUUGAUCAUCUUCCCAAUCUACAGUAUCUUUCUAUUUCUAAUAAUCAAUUGUCAGGUGAACUCCCGAAAAUAGGGAAUUUAACUAUGCUUACAGAGCUAUACCUUCAUGACAACAACUUUGAAGGAACACUACCCCUAGAAAUAGGGGAUUUAACUAUGCUUACAGUGCUAUACCUUGGUGACAACAACUUUGAAGGUAUGUUUAGUCGGCUAUCAACCUCCAAUAUAUAG
Messenger RNA from Carya illinoinensis, 977 nucleotides. Its product is annotated as LRR receptor-like serine/threonine-protein kinase ERECTA. Lineage: Eukaryota; Viridiplantae; Streptophyta; Magnoliopsida; Fagales; Juglandaceae. The record is from RefSeq and is a predicted model, not a curated record. The transcript is spliced from 2 exons. The coding region runs from base 42 to 977 and encodes 311 amino acids. Gene Ontology annotation, molecular function: protein binding.